AAUCAAGGGGAGAGCCGUAGUCACUGGUGGGGGUGGGGGAGUCUCGGUAACACUCAGCUUGUGGCUGGGUGAAAGGCCCCCCCCCCCACCCCAGGGACUCCCCUGUGGAGCUGGGAUCAGGGCCCUGUGUGGUGACUGUUCCCCCAUUUCCCAGAGUGUCACUUAGAGCUGCCUCGGGGCUGCUGGAAGGAGGGCCUCUGCGGGAGGCAGGCCAGGCUCUAGGGCCUCUGCGGGAGGCAGGCCAGGCCCUAGGCUACGGGGAGUGCAGUGAGUGAGGGCUUCGCCCUGCCUCGGCGGAGUCAGAGGCCGGGUGAGGGGCCCGGCACCAGCAGAUGCUCCAGAGGCCCUUGUUAAAAGCCGCAGCCCCCUUGUGUGGCCAGGGCAGGAGUAUUUCCUUCAUUCAAGCCUACUGAUUCCACAGGCCUGAACUCGCUGGGAACGUGGGGUGUUGGCCUGACAAUGGCAGGGAGUAACCGCCUCGUGGUGUCUGGAUCUGGCAGGGGGCUGCGUCAGAGCUGAUGGCUGGGCUGGCGGGGAGAUCAGAGCUGUGCGGGGAGCCGGCUGCCAGGUGCAGUUCAGACCCACUUUCGCUUGGCUCACGGUGUUGGGACAGCUGCCUUGUGUCCGGUGCGACUGCAGCCUGGAGGCCCCAGAGCAUCAUGUCGGAGAACAAGGAGUGGGCCACCCUGAGCCCCGAGGAGUUCGCCCAGCUGCAGAAGUACAUUGACUACAGCAGCAGGAAGGUCCAGGACGUGCUGCAGGAGUUCUAUGGAGAUGGCACCUUGGUGCAGCACCUGCAGGGAGACUCGAUCGACUUUGAGGGCUUCCAGCUCUUCAUGAGGAGCUACCUGGAGGCCGAGGAGAUCUCAGACGCGCUCUGCCAGCACCUCUUCCUGUCCUUCCAGACCUCGCCCGGGGAGGGCCCGGGGCAGCAGCCGGGCCUCGGGGAGCAACCAGCCAGCGGCCUGGUCUGCGUCAACGACGUCUCCUGCUACUUCUCGCUGCUGGAGGGGGGACGCCCCGAGGACAAGCUGGAGUUCACCUUUAAGCUCUACGACAAGGAUGGGAACGGCCUGCUGGACAGCUCGGAGGUGGAUCGGAUCAUCACCCAGAUGAUGCGAGUGGCCGAGUACCUGGACUGGGACGUCACGGAGCUCAAACCCAUCCUGCAGGAGAUGAUGAAGGAGAUUGACUACGAUGAUAGCGGGACGGUGUCGCUGGCCGAGUGGCUGCGAGGGGGGGUCACCACCAUCCCCCUGCUGGUGCUGCUGGGCCUGGAAGUGAACAUGAAGGACGAUGGGCAGCACAUGUGGCGGCUGAAGCACUUUAACCGGCCGGUUUAUUGCAACGUCUGCGAGACCCUCCUUCUCGGGCUGCGCAAGCAGGGCCUGUGUGUACCUGAGUGUGGUGGGGGGUCCCCUCUGCCCCCUACCCACGACACGGACAUGGUGGGGAAUUCCUUCUGCCCUCCUCCCCCCCAGUUCUGCAAGUUCACGGCCCACGAGCGCUGCGCCCGCCGGGCGCCCCUCAGCUGCAUCAGCACCUAUGCCAAGUCCCGCAAGGACACCAGCGCUCAGAGCCACGUGUGGGUGAAGGGCGGCUGCGAGGCCAGCAAGUGCGACAAGUGUCAGAAGAAGAUCAGGAGUUUCCAGAGCCUGACGGGGCUUCACUGCGUCUGGUGCCACCUCAAGAUCCACGAGGAGUGCCAGCCCAGCGUGCCCCCGACCUGUGACUGCGGGGCCCUGCGGGACCACAUCCUGCCCCCUUCGGCCAUCUACCCCGUGGUGCUGGGCUCCGGGCCCGAGAGGCAAAACACCAGCGCUCCUGACUCACUCGUGACUCAUCUUUUCGUUCCCCUUUCCCUCGCCCUGCAGAUUAUCCCAGUACCUGACACCCACCCCCUCCUGGUCUUCGUCAACCCCAAGAGCGGUGGGAACAGGGGGAGAAGGGUGCUCCGGAAGCUCCAGUAUCUCCUCAACCCGCGGCAGGUUUACAACCUGAUGAAGGGGGGCCCGGCCCCUGGGCUGAACUUUUUCCGGGAUGUGCCAGAUUUCCGGAUCCUGGUGUGGGGGGACGGCAACGUGGGGUGGAUCCUGGACGCCAUCAUAAAGCCAACCUGCCCCAGCGCCCCCCCGGUGGCUGUGCUCCCGCUGGGCACCGGCAACGACCUGGCGCGGUGCCUGCGCUGGGGGGGAGGCUACGACGGGGAGAACCUGGGGAAGAUCCUGAAGGACAUUGAGAGCAGCAGCAUCCUGCCCAUGGACCGGUGGCUGGUGCACGUGACCCCUGAGAACCCCGCGGAGAAGGGGGACCCCGUCCCCUACGAGAUCAUCAACAACUACUUCUCAUCGGCGUGGACGCCUCCAUCGCUCACGCUUCCACCUCAUGAGGAGAAGUACCCCGAGAAAUUCACAGCAGCGCCCCCUGCUGGGAUGGGAACAGCCGGGAUGAAGAACAAACUCUGGUAUUUGGAAUUUGCCACGUCCGAGACCAUCUUCGCCACCUGCAAAAAGCUGAAGGAAUAUCUGACCAUUGAGUGCUGUGGGCAACCCCUGGACCUGAGUGGAGCCCUCUCGGGGGUCGCCGUCCUCAACAUCCCCAGCAUGCACGGCGGCUCCAACCUCUGGGGCGAGACUAAGAAGCCGCUGGGCGAGGCCCGGAACGCGGGCGGGGGGAGCCAGCCCCAGGCCGUCACCGACCCGGAGACACUCAAGACCUGCGUGCAAGACCUGAGCGACAGGCGGCUGGAAGUGGUGGGGCUGGAGGGCGUGAUCGAGAUGGGGCAGAUCUACACGGGGCUGAAGAGCGCAGGAAAGCGGCUGGCCAAGUGCUCGGAGAUCACGCUGCGGACCCUGAAAUGCCUGCCCAUGCAGAUCGACGGGGAGCCCUGGAUGCAGCCACCCUGCACGAUCAGGAUCACCCACAAGAACCAGGCGCCCAUGCUCCUGGCCCCGCCCCCCCGCUCCUCCAGCUUCUUCGGCAUCAAGAAGGGGCCCCAUGAGUCAUAGGGGGAGCCCAGCUGGGGGACAAGGACCCCCCCAAUCCGACCACCUUGGCUCGGAGCAGGGGACAGCCCAACCCCCAGCCCGCUGCAGCCUGGAUGUCCUGUAUAGACCCAUUGCGUCAUGGGGGGGUCACACCUGCGGCCCCGCCAGCCAGGGCCCCUUCCCUGCACGAGCUCCCCUGCUUGCCAGCCCGGGCCAUCCAUGGUAGCCAGCAGGGGCCAGGCAGGGGCCUUGGUCUGUCCCCCCCCGCUUGCUGUGCGCUGGCCCCCGCUGCCCACCCUCCUCUCUGCUGUUUCUGCCCUGUGAUGGGGGCAAGGAGGGCGUAUGUACCUGCCCCUCCUGUGCAUCUCUGGCCCCUGCGGGGAGUGGGGGGCAGCAGCGUGCUGGGCCCCUGUGUACCCUACAUUCCAGCCCCCUAUUUAUUGCCCCCACAGUCCAACACUCCCCCACCCUUGAGAUUUCAAGUGCCUCAUCUUACUAAUAAAGGUCGGAGUUUUUGUUCU
Gopherus evgoodei (Goodes thornscrub tortoise) is the source of this 3508-nucleotide messenger RNA. RefSeq names its product diacylglycerol kinase alpha (gene DGKA). The record is from RefSeq and is a predicted model, not a curated record. Gene Ontology annotation, molecular function: calcium ion binding; ATP-dependent diacylglycerol kinase activity. Lineage: Eukaryota; Metazoa; Chordata; Testudines; Testudinidae. Gene Ontology annotation, cellular component: plasma membrane. Gene Ontology annotation, biological process: diacylglycerol metabolic process; lipid phosphorylation; intracellular signal transduction.